AUGGGCGCUGCAGCGUCGAAACGGGAGGUGAAGGCCACCGUGAGCUACCCCUCAGUUAGCUACCCCUCAGUUGCGCGAGCCAGCAUCGCGCCGCUUCGCGAGAGUGAGCUCGGCAAAAGCCACGCCGAAGAGCCUCCAUCGCGCCGGAAAUCCAGAGAGGGGUCCGCGGCGCUUGUGGACGAGCUGGUGGCGAGGGAGCGGAGAAGCUCGCAGCCCAUCCUGGACGUCGAGCGGCGCUCAUCGACCCAACGCGUCUCGAGCACAGAGUUUGCCCGCCCAGCCCACAUGCCGCCCACGCCCACUCAAAAGGCGGAAGGCGAGAGUGCCGCCGAGACGAGCGCAGAGGUGGGUGCGGAGCCUCAGCCGCGCGACGAUGACGGCGCGGUGAGGAAUGGUGCCGCCGAAGGAGUUGGUUCCGAGUGUGUUGAGGAGGUCGGCAGCGGGACAGCAAGUGGCAGCGGAGGCCCUGCGGUAGGCAAGGCGGGUGGGGCUCCACGCAAGUCCAAACGGAAAUCUCGACUGAGCUCAUGGCGCGAGGAGGCGGGCGAAUCGAGAGAGGCGGCCUCCUCAGCCUCUACGGAGGACAGCCUCGCUAAGGCUUCGGACGCCCCCGGCACCUCGACGGCGAAUGUCCGCCCCGACAGUCCGUCGCCCGUCGCUGAGAACGCUCUGGAGCCCUCGACAGACGCCAACGAGCCCGUCUCUGAGCAGGCUCCGGAGCCCUCGAUAGAAGCCAACGAGCCGCCCGGCGCUGCUGAGAAGGGCCCGGAGGAAGUUAUUCCCUCAUCGGAUGCCCCCUCCGCCGAGCUUCCGCCCCGCCUCACGGUUGUCGCGCCGCCUCGGUUUGAGGUCGCUGAGGCACCGUUAUCCGUAUUGCCGGCGUCUUUGUCCUCGAGCUUGUCCUCCUCCUCCUCCUUGGAGUCCAGCACCCCGGGGCGCAGCGAAGACGGUUCGCUGCCAGCGACCAUUGAGCACGAAGAACCCGGGCUCGAAGAUGAUGAGUUGGCCGAGUGCGACGCGCUGCCGAGCACAGAGCACAUCUCGAGGCGUCUGUCGGCUGAGCUGUAG
Molecule: messenger RNA, 1068 nt
Organism: Emiliania huxleyi CCMP1516
Lineage: Eukaryota; Haptophyta; Isochrysidales; Noelaerhabdaceae
Exons: 1
Coding region: 1-1068 (355 amino acids)
Source: RefSeq, a predicted model, not a curated record